This is a messenger RNA of Westerdykella ornata, 1881 nucleotides long. RefSeq lists its product as uncharacterized. The record is from RefSeq and is a predicted model, not a curated record. Lineage: Eukaryota; Fungi; Ascomycota; Dothideomycetes; Pleosporales; Sporormiaceae. The transcript is spliced from 7 exons. Bases 1 to 1881 code for a protein of 626 amino acids.
AUGCGCUUUCUUGACGUUUUUGCUUCGUUGUUGGGCGUGGCGUCCCUGACGGGCUAUGUUGCUGCUGAUCUGAGGAUAACUGCGGAUCAUUUUUCUUUCGGAGGCGUCAACUAUCCCGGUCUACAGACUCUGAAUCCAAAAGAACGUGACACGGUCAUUCGAGCCAUUGUGAAGAGCGGUGCUCGCGUCAUUCGGUUAUUCAUUCGACAAUAUGGCGAUUAUCCAGAUCCCGAACCAGAGGUUGGAUCCUUUGAUCGAUCGAUCCUAGACAUGUUCGACGACACUCUAGCUGCCAUUCAUCAUAUUUCGAAAGGCAAAGUGAAGGUUAUUAUUGCGCCACACGAUGCGCAUGCGCUCCGUGAAACGAAUGAUGUGCCAUGUGAUGCAUAUUGCAAGCGGCUCGAAGGGGCCUUCCUAGACUUCUACAGCAAUGAACAGGGCGAGUAUCCGGUGGCCGUUCGAGAGCACUACAAGACUCGCCUACAGGUUCUCUUCAAGGAGUACACAUCGCGGAACUUCGGUGACAGGCCAUGGAGCGAGUUGAACGAGGUCAUAUUGGGGGUUGAUGUCCAAAACGAGCCAUGGUCGAGCAUAUCGCCCAUUCCUUCCGGUGAGCCAUGGCUCUGUGAAAUUGCCACUCAUUUGAAAGACACGCUCGGCUUGGGCAAGAGCAACAUCGCUGUCAUCAGUGGAGGCAUUUCAGGAGCCCAGAGUCCUGAUGGUGAUGAAAACUUUCCCGAUUCCGCUUUCAAUUGCGACGCGAUUGAUGUGAUUGGUAUCCAUGGAUAUUACGCAAUGGACGAGAAUGGCGAAGCAACAGCUGGCACGAACUGGGCUAAGAUGUUCAUCCCUGGUAACACGCUUACUGCUCGCGCUGAAGAGAAGAAGAAGCUGCUGCUCGUUGAGGAGAUGGCAUAUAUACACACCGAGCUGGGCCUUACUUACAAACAGCAAGCCAUCUGGGAUCAAGGAAACGCACUGAACUAUCGAGGAAUCCCUUGGAUUUACUCCAAGAUCAAUAAUGGUGGUGAGGGAACCACAUCGACUGUUAGCAUUCUCCGGGAUGAUACGGCGGCCAUUGGCGCUUUAAAGGAUGUCCUAAAGCGUGCCUAUGGCUCACGCAGCAAAUUUAACUGGUCGAAGUUCCUUUCCCCACCUCCAGCUCUCUCCAACUCCACAUACGUUGCCCUGAAUCCUUACAUCCCCGAACAAUCCGACUGCACCUUUGGCUGCCCUGGCUAUCUCUGUGACGCACCUGACGGCUGCAAACCCGACCUCAUCUGCAAGAACAGCAUCUGCGCCAAGCCCGACGAAAAGCAACCCGGUAAGAUGGGCGACGACUGCAACUCCAAACAACCUUGCCUGGAGCACCUAAAAUGCGAAGACGGCCUCUGCCAAGAAUGCAUCGUCCGGCCAAGCAUCCAACCCAAAGAUCCUCGCAAGACCACCGUCGACGGUGACCCCAACGCCCAGUGCCAGCCCGAUUCUACCUCAACGUUCACCAUGCGACCAUUCUGCCUCAAACCCUCCGCAUUCACCUCGCCCUCCCGCCUUGGGAACCCGUGCCAAAACGCCGCUCACUGCGACGCCAACGAGUUCUGCGACUGGGGUUUCUGCAAAGUAUGCACGGAAGGCUGUCUGGGUAUGAAGUGUAAGGGCAAUAACAAGUGUAAGACGGGGUUCUGUAAUAGCUACGGAAGAUGUGAUUACCCAGGCCAAAAGAAGCGGGCACAUGGGCCGGGAGCGAGGGCUAGGGGGAGGAGUGGCCCUAGGGGCCCUGGGGCAGGACCGAAGGGGCAGAGUGGACCGAAUAAGGUACGAAGUGAGGCUAUGAGGAUCAAUACUCCGAAUGAGACGCCUGUGGCAACAGGUGCAGCGUGA